This is a messenger RNA of Ustilaginoidea virens, 546 nucleotides long. RefSeq lists its product as uncharacterized. The record is from RefSeq and is a predicted model, not a curated record. Lineage: Eukaryota; Fungi; Ascomycota; Sordariomycetes; Hypocreales; Clavicipitaceae. The transcript has a single exon. Bases 1 to 546 code for a protein of 181 amino acids.
AUGGCUUUCAACCUCUGGAUACAUCAAUUCUGCCUCGCUUGCGACAAGCAGGUGCAGGUUGACGGCGCGGCGUACUGCUCCGAAUCCUGCAGACUGGCUGAUCAGGAAAAGACGUCAACCCCCAGCUCGCAAGCCAGCUCUCCCGCGCUCACUCCCCCAGGCUACCCUUGGUCUACAUUAUCGUCGUCGUCGUCGUCAUCAUCAUCAUCGUCAUGUCCUCCGUCUUCGUCAUCGCCGAGGUCGAGAUUCUAUCUGUCUCCGGCCUACGACUUUAGCAACGCGCAACCCUACGGGACCGCCUGUGUACGAAAUCAACCCAAUCCCCCGUUGGGUAGCAACGCAACCGGCUUUGCUUCAGCAGCCACGGCCACGUCUAGCCUGACCCGAAACCUCACCCCAUCCAGCUCUCACAGCAGCCUCUGUUCCAUGCAAAGCACGUCGACAACGGGCGAAUCCAGUCACCUGUCGGACACGGCCAAGCAAGAGCUAAAAGCGUACGCCAUAUCGUUUGAGCACGUCAGGCUGCAACGACGUCGAUCAUACUAG